This is a messenger RNA of Coccinella septempunctata (seven-spotted ladybird), 247 nucleotides long. Its product is annotated as histone H2B-like. The transcript has a single exon. Bases 1 to 195 code for a protein of 64 amino acids. The record is from RefSeq and is a predicted model, not a curated record. NCBI's taxonomy places the organism in Eukaryota, Metazoa, Arthropoda, Insecta, Coleoptera, Coccinellidae. Gene Ontology annotation, molecular function: DNA binding; protein heterodimerization activity; structural constituent of chromatin. Gene Ontology annotation, cellular component: nucleosome.
AUGAACAGUUUCGUGAAUGAUAUCUUCGAACGUAUCGCUGCUGAAGCGAGCAGACUGGCUCACUACAAUAAACGUUCUACGAUUACCAGCAGGGAAAUUCAGACUGCGGUACGGCUUCUCUUACCUGGCGAGCUGGCUAAGCACGCAGUCAGCGAAGGUACCAAAGCAGUCACCAAGUACACUAGUUCAAAAUGAGGUGGAACACCACAUACGUUCUAACCCAAUAGGUUCUUUUCAGAACCACUAA